Molecule: messenger RNA, 480 nt
Organism: Diaporthe amygdali
Lineage: Eukaryota; Fungi; Ascomycota; Sordariomycetes; Diaporthales; Diaporthaceae
Product: D-tyrosyl-tRNA(Tyr) deacylase
Exons: 4
Coding region: 1-480 (159 amino acids)
Biological process (GO): tRNA metabolic process
Cellular component (GO): cytoplasm
Molecular function (GO): D-tyrosyl-tRNA(Tyr) deacylase activity
Source: RefSeq, a predicted model, not a curated record
AUGAAGGCCAUACUCCAGCGAGUGCUUUCUGCAUCUGUUACUGUGGAAAAGGAACUGGUCUCCUCCAUCGGCAAGGGCGUUCUGGUCUUCGCUGCUGUUGCCCCGGGGGAUACAGAAAAGGAGGCCGAGAGCCUGGCGGCCAAGGUCAUCAAGUUGAAGUUGUGGGAUGAUGAGAAUGGUGGAAGGUGGAAGAAAAACGUUCAAGACAUCGGUGGAGAGGUCCUCUGCGUUUCUCAAUUCACCCUGCUCGCCUCGACGAAGAAAGGCAAUAAACCGAGCUUCCACCAGGCCCUGGCACCGGACGAGGCGAAACGGCUGUACCACUACUUCCUGAGCAAGGUAAAGGAAGGAUAUGCAGCGGACAAGGUAAAAGAUGGCGUCUUCCAGGCAAUGAUGGAGGUCGCUCUCGUCACGUUGGAGCUCACCGCCGGGAGGCAACAAGAGGCCGAGGAUCUGGCCAAGCCAGGGAUCACUAAAUAA